AUGCAACAAACACUCGGUCUAACUGGACAAGUUGUACAAUUCACAGUUGUUGGUCAUUAUUUGAAAAAUAUGACAUACACUGAUAUUACUCAAAAUUUAACAAAUGCUCAGAUAAUUAAACAAUAUAAAUAUUCAAAUCAACCUGGGAACUCUUCACCAAUUGGACCAUCAGUGAAUAUUGUAUUCAAUGCUUUGGGACAGUUUUUAAGUGUAAAUGUUGUUGAUUCAAUUACGACAAAUGGUCAUUAA
This is a messenger RNA of Didymodactylos carnosus, 249 nucleotides long. NCBI's taxonomy places the organism in Eukaryota, Metazoa, Rotifera, Eurotatoria, Philodinida, Philodinidae. The record is from the annotation of a GenBank genome assembly.